GAUAGGGAGGGGAGCACUGGCAAUCCCAGGCUGCUACUCCUACUGCUCCAUGACCGAGGCUCCACACUCUGGUCUCCCUCUGGUCCUCCUUAGUCCUGCUGUGUUGCUGCUCUGGGGUUGACUGGGCCCCUCUGUCCUCCCAUCCCACCCCAGAGCUGGUGGCUGUUUUGGGAAGGGUCUCAUCAUGUCAGAUGUGGGUGUGCUGCAGUAGCCCCACCCCCUGUGUCUCCGUCUGAGUGGGACAGCCCAGGAGAAGAAGCGGGAAGCAGUGUUUAAAUGCGUUUCUGAGACAACAUCAACAGUCAGCAGCAUCACAGCUGAGUGGAGUACAACACAGAGCAGAGAGCUGUCCUGUCCUGUCCUGCAGCUAACAUGUGGAGGGAGCCGGGCUACUCCUCCUCUUCCUCACACACCCCUCAACCAAGGACCAGGAAGCCUUUCUACCAUGGGACUCAUAGCAGCCAUAACCAGAAGAGCACGUCGUUCCGACACCCCGUGACUGGACAGAUAUCUCCAGAAAACACUGAAUAUAUGCUCCACGACAAGACAGAGUCCCGGGGCAUGUCCAAGCCACCGCCACCGGUCAGUCAGAGGCCCCCCAGCAUGGUCAGCCAGACUUCCAAGGCUGUGACCUCAUCAACAGUGGAUGUCACCUCAGGGUCAAAGCCGCAGGGCUCUAGGAGUAGUGGCAAGGUACACAGCUUCGGCAAGAGGGACCAAGCCAUCAAGAGGAACCCCAAUAUCCCUGUGGUGGUCAGGGGAUGGCUCUACAAACAGGACGGCUCUGGAAUGAGACUGUGGAAGAGGAAGUGGUUUGUCUUGUCCGACUACUGCUUGUUUUAUUACAAAGACAGCAGAGAGGAGACGGUUUUGGGGAGCAUCCCCCUGCCCAGUUAUGUCAUCGCCCCUGUGGAGCCUGAUGACCACAUCAGCCGCAAGUAUGCCUUCAAGGCGAGCCACACAGGAAUGCGCUCCUACAUUUACAAUAAGAACUCUGUGAUUGGCUCACAGGCAGAGCACGGUGGGAUGAGGACGUACUUCUUCAGUGCCGACACGCAGGAGGACAUGAAUGGUUGGAUCCGAGCCAUGAACCAGGCUGCUCUCAUGCAGAGUCAAGGCAUGAAGAGAGAGGCAGUCACAGAGAGACCAGAAAUGUCAGUGCAGCAGGCAGUACCACAGACCAACCACGUUAACAACAACAACACCAGUAAGAGCCCCUCCCAGUCGCGUUCAGGAAGCCUCCAGCGGCCCGAGAGAGAGGAGCCUCCGGAGGGGGAGAUCCGACUGAGCCAGGGGGACGAGGAGAGGUACGUGUUGGAGGCUCCUAGAAAGCUCAGCCAUCCAGCCACGGAGGUAGAGGUAGAGGUGGACAGGCUCUCCCCAGACACUCUCCCUGGCCCCUCACACCCCAGGAAUGGCCAGGCCCACACAGUCCUCGCCACGCUGCCCCCUGAGCAGAAUGGGAGCGUCGUGUAUAAGAGGGGCUUUGUCCCACGGACAGCCACAGAGAAGCAGGUGCAGAGGAAGACUGCUCUGGCUCAGGUGGAGCACUGGGUCAAAGUACAGAAGGGAGAUCCCAAGAGCAACACAUCUACUACUGAGUACGCCCUCCCCCUCCCUCGGCGGACCCCUCCCCUGCAGCCUAAGGCCGUGGUAGUAGAGGCCUACCAGACAUUGCCAAAGACCCCCAGACUCCCGUCUGGCGGGAGCUCCCCUUCGGCGCCCCGCAAUCUGCCCAGCGACUACAAAUACGCCCACGACCGGCUCAGCCACUUCCGCAUGUCCACCGAUGAGCGCAUGGCCACCAAGGAGGGCAUGGUAUGGCAGCUGUAUGAGUGGCAGCAGCGCCAGCAGUUCCGCCAUGGCAGCCCCACGGCACCCAUCUACACCGGGCCAGAGUUCCUGGACACGGCCUCCUUCAGGGUCACUGUAGAGAUGCCUCGCUCCAUCUCUGUGCCCCCUUCCCCCUGUGAAGUCCCCCCAUCUGUACCCACCUUCAAACCACUGUCCCCCCACAGGCCACACACCCCCUCAGACAGGGUGACGGUCAGGCCGCUGGAUGAGGUGCCACCUGGGGAGUCCCCCACCGGCUCCAGUUCUCCUAGACGGGUGUUUUCUCAGCUCUCUAAGACUAGUCAGCUGGAGAGACGGUCAAUGCCAGCCAUGGGCUACAUCACACACACAGUCAGCGCACCAAGCUUGCAUGGGAAAACGCCGGAGGAGCUGACCCUGCUGCUCAUUCAGCUCAGGAGUCACCAGGCCAAGAUGGCUGGUGUCCACGGCGAAGCCCUCCACCACCUACAUCAAAACGGCCUCCUAGGCCCCAGCCUGCAGGCAGAUGAUACUUACAUGCAACUGAAGAAGGACCUGGAUUAUCUCGAUCUGAAGAUCAAAAGUAUUGACCCGUUGAUCGUUAUGGUACACAAUGUGUUAGAAAACACCCCUCCAGGUUUUGGGUCCAGUUGGAAUGUUACAGGGCGUGAAACUCUAAAAGACAGACCAUCGAGACCUGUUAAGAUAGCAGAGAGCGAUGUUGAUGUGAAGUUAAGUCGACUGUGUGAACAAGACAAGAUCCUUCAGGAGCUGGAAACAACGAUACGCACGCUCAAGGAAGACAAGGACAAGUUGGAGUCCGUGCUGGACGUGUCCCACCAGCAGAUGGAGCAGUACCGGGACCAGCCGGCCCACCAGGAGAAGAUAUCCUACCAGCAGAGACUACUGCAGGAGGACGUGGUGCACAUCAGAGCUGAGAUCUCUCAGGUGUCUACGGAGAUGGAGAAUGCGUGGAACGAGUACAGCAGCCUGGAGAGAGAUGUAGACUGGUUGAGGACAGCUCUGGAGGGCCAGAUGAACCGCAGUGGUCUCUCUCAGAAGGAGAAGUCCCAGAUCAAGAGGGAGUUGUGGAGGGUUGAAGACGUAAUAGCAGGCCUCAGCUCCAGCAAAGCCAACUACCAAGUCACCAUCUCCUCUGUGACCAACCCAGAGAGAAAACUUGUGCCUUCCGUGUCGCCAUCGUCAGUGCCUUCUCUCUCUGCCAGUCCCUCCCUGGGAGAGAUGAGACUGGCCCAGCAGCACAGCCCCCACCUCAGCCCCACAACCCCCACCUCCACCCAGCACACCACCACAGCCCUCCCCAUGUCUGUGCCAAAAUGGGCAGAUGAGGGCGCCCCUCCCCGACCACCACUACCUCAGCUAUACAGUCCUGAGGACCACGCCCCGGCCGUGCCUCCGCCGCCCAGGGAAACCAGCGUCAUCAGACACACGUCUGUACGAGGCCUCAAACGACAGUCUGACGAACGCAAGCGGGACAGGGAGAUCGGCCAAUACACCAACGAAGACAACACGGUGGAGCUGCGCACCUUCCUGAGUGAACCUGAGCUUCUGGGAAUGGGAGGGUCUGGUCACAUGAGGAUGGGGGCCUUGGGGCAUGAUGGUGGCUACCAGACCCUGCCAAGCAGAGGGCCGGCUGGCUCCUCAUCCAGGCUAAAUCAGUCCACAAACAUCUCCUCAUAUGUUACCCUCAGAAGAGGAGCCUCAGCCGCCUCAGGCCUGAAGGAGAGACCAAAGAGUGCCUUGGAGCGUCUGUACUCUGGGGAUGUGCUGCAGCAGCAGAGCAGGGGGAGGAUGAGUGCUGAGGAGCAGCUGCAGAGGAUGAAGAGGCACCAGAAGGCUCUGGUCCGCCAGCGCAAGAGGACCCUGAGUCAAGGAGAACGCCAGGCCUCUUCAUCACGAGCCUCCUCCUCAUCAUCAUCACAGCAACGCCCCCUUUCCGCAGACCUGGGCUCAUGGAGGCGAGAGCAGGAGUUUGACCUGCAGUUGCUGGAGCGGGCGGUGCAAGGGGAGGAGGCGCGGGGCGUGGUCCAGGGCGAGGAGUGUCCAGCAGAGCACAGUGAUAGACCUCGGUCCCAGUCAGACGAGUGGCUGACCCUCCGCUCUACAGCCACGUCCACACUUACCCAGGAGGCGGACCUGGAAACGCUGGACUAUGACCUGGACCUCAGCCGAGAGCUGGUCAAACCUCAGAAGGUGUUAAUCCCUGAGCGCUACAUAGACACAGAGCCUGAGGAACCUCUCAGCCCUCAGGAGGUGGAGGCUCGCCAUCGCAACAUGGAGCGCAUCAAGAACAUUCUGGCCAAGUCCAGUGUUCAGAUCCUGGCGGGGCCCUCUGUGGCGGUGGAUAAGCCAGAGGUGCUGGGUCUGGACUCAGCCCUACUGAAGCAGGAGAGGAUCAUCACCAUGUCUUACGCCCUGGCCUCAGAGGCCUCCCUCAAGAGCAAACAGGUCGCAGUAGUACCACUGCACCCUAACAUCCCCACCGUGCCCCCUCCUCCACCUCCUCCUCCACUUCCUCCUCCUCUUCCUCCUGUCUCUCAGGCACCUCCCCCUCCUCCUCCUCUAAGCAACGGAUUUCACUUCUCGUUUGUCUAAUCAGAGAAAACAAACCAAAGCGCUUUCUGGACACUGAGGUGCUGUUCCAUGAUGACAAUACAACCUGGAUUCUUGAAGAAAGAAAGACUUUGUCUGGUUGUGACAGUUACACUGUAAUACAGUAGAUGAGUGUUAGUGAACAUUUAACCUCCCCUCAGUAGCACGCAGCAGGACUUACUCGCUGAUGCAUUUUUAGUAGCUAAAAUUAAGUAACUAUUUUCUUAAGAAAAUGUAUGUCUGCCGUGAAAGCUGCUGUGCAUAUUAACUUUGGAAGUGUCUAACAGAUGUUAAUCCCAUAAUAGAAAAUGUUUUAUACACGUUAUUGCACUUUUAGCAUUAUACUGUAGAACUGAAAGUGAUAUUUUCAAGGUGAGAGAAUGUUUUGUCUUGCAGUGUGAUCUGAAUUUGGAGGGAACUUGUAUUUUUUCAAAAAAGUUAAUGAGAGUAUUCACCAACUGGAAGGUCGAUAUGAACAUGAUAAGGUACUGAACAUGUGUCAUGUUGAUUGUAUUUUUAUCAAAACUCAGAUGAUAUUCUUACACCAAAUCACUUGAAAUGUAAUUUGUGUUUGUAUUUAGCACUGCCAGUCUCUUAUUGGCUUGCCAAAUUGAUUUUAUUUUUGCUUACAACAUUGGGAGGAAAAUAACAUUGAAUAUAAUAUUUUCUGGACGGCUUGGGCAGGUUGCACAAUGAUAAUUAUUAAAAAUGUAAAUAUUAAAGAUAUUAACAUGACAUUUGCCUCAUCAAAUGUUUUGUCUUCAGACAACAGACUCAUGCAGUAGUCGUAAUAACAGUUUUAAAAUGAUAACGGUAUACUGAAGUAUUCAGAGAAUGUGAACCCCCAAAACUCUUAGGUCUUAUAGCCUAUUGUACAGUAUGGAAUUGAAAUCAUAUGUUAUCGCGUCAGUUUAAUAAUUGUACUACUCUGUGGAUGACAGUUGAAUAAUAUGGUUGACUGUGUCGGAAUCUUCAAAACCCUUUAUCUUGUGCCAGUUCUGAUAACCUUCUCUUCAUGCUGACCAAAAAGUACAAAAUGUAGCCUCAUCACAGCUCCAAGGAUUCUCUUUGAACAUCCCUAUUGAUUGCUUUGACCUGUUACAUUUCAUUCUAUUAUCUGAGAAGGGAAUCCAACUUUACAGGCUCAAACCAAAUGAGGCCAACUUUCAAUACAAAAAACAUGAAAUGUUUCUUUAGUUCAAAGCUUCUCCUUCUUAAAGGGCAUUUUCUAUUCCGUGUCUCUACAUUUUCAACUGGGAAGGUGGGUAGUAAUAGCAUUGGUGUAUCUGAUGCAUAGAAUUUAUAUCUUUAAAUCAAAGAUAUUUUACUUUGUAAAAUUAACCUCUUGAGACGAACAUGGCAUUGAACUUAUGAAUCAAAGCUGAUGGAAUUAUGAAUCUAAGCUUUUUGCAACUUACUAUUUCACAUGUUCUGUAAAUGGAAGGUCAGCUAUAUAAAAGUCAUGACUAGAA
Salvelinus fontinalis (brook trout) is the source of this 5897-nucleotide messenger RNA. Its product is annotated as pleckstrin homology domain-containing family A member 7-like. The record is from RefSeq and is a predicted model, not a curated record. Gene Ontology annotation, molecular function: protein binding. Bases 373 to 4428 code for a protein of 1351 amino acids. Lineage: Eukaryota; Metazoa; Chordata; Actinopteri; Salmoniformes; Salmonidae. The transcript has 28 exons.